Molecule: messenger RNA, 8287 nt
Organism: Bolinopsis microptera
Lineage: Eukaryota; Metazoa; Ctenophora; Tentaculata; Lobata; Bolinopsidae
Product: golgin subfamily A member 4-like
Exons: 37
Coding region: 190-7449 (2419 amino acids)
Biological process (GO): Golgi vesicle transport
Cellular component (GO): Golgi apparatus
Molecular function (GO): small GTPase binding
Source: RefSeq, a predicted model, not a curated record
AGAUAGAGCCCAUCUCCCAUGGAAGAUACCCUAUCCUUUCCUUCAAUUCUAGUCCUGAUAUAAAUACAACCUGGCUGGUGCUGCAGGCUGCUCCUCUUUUACUCCUCUGUAACUCAUCCCAUACUCCUCUGGUGUCCAUCUUCAGACGGGCAGUAUCCUCUUUUACCCUUGAAAUAUACUCGACAAACCAUGAUGGCUAAUAGCCAACCCAUCCUACCAUCAAGUAAAUCAGAUAGAUUGGAAGCUGGUGAAUCAAAACCGGAACCUUCACCUAAUAAAGACAAUAUAGCCUCUUCCACCCACCUGCACCCCUCUCCCGCCACUUCCACAAACCCCUCUACCGCCUCUUCCACAAACCCCUCCUCCUCUUCCACCAAAUCAGUACAGAGGUUCUCAUCUCCAACAGCAGUUAAAACCUUCUCCAACACAACUACCAAACGUAAUCCCGCUACCCAUGAGUCUGGGGUUCUUCAAGGGACUAGGAAAAAGUUUGAUCCCUUGUCUACAAGUACUCCUUCCAAACCUUCAUCAAAUGGAUCGGGAGUUCCUCAAGGAAGCAAGAAAAAGUUUGCACCUUUAGCUUAUAGUACCCCUUCUAAACCUAAAGUUGUAACGUCACGUGACAAGGUGAUGACGUCACGUGGGGCUGGAUCAAGUCAAAGUGGUGUUCCCCAACUAAAAAUACCUCACGGUCCUAAACCUAUCACACCCAGAAACCUCAAACUCCAGAAUCCCAUAGAGAAUGUUAUUAAACCCAGAAAAUUCACCCCAGAAUCAGGCACAAUGAAACCAGUUUUUAGUAACGGAACUGCGGUGGGGAAAGAAAACACCGCAGAUGUUUACGAUGAUAUUGCUUCUGUAACCUCAGACAUUUCCAGUAUUAUCAGUUUGGAGUCUCCGGAUCCAACCCUAUACUCUCCAGAACCCAUUCCAAUGAUAACAGAACCGCACCACGUAACAUCAUCUCCAGAACCAACACCAGCUUCUAAAACAUCGUCUCCAGAACCAACAUCAGUCUCUAAAUCUCAGAGUUGCUCAAAUGUCAGUGUUUUACCAAGUCAGAGAAUAGAGACUUUCAUCAAGGAAAGCAAGUAUUUGUACGCCAGAACUCCUCCUAGCAGGAAACAAAAUACCACAAAUUCCAGCAAUAUUGCACGUGUAAAGAAGUCACCAUCAGAGCACAUUUUAUCAGCACGUGCGACCAGAUCAGAUAAGCGCGACAGUGGUCCCCCUCCUGUGACGUCACGGUACUCCUUACGCAAAUCACAAUCCUCUCAAAACACCGACUCUUUAAACACCUCUAAAACUAGCACCCCUAAAAACCUGUCACCGCAUCUGAAGUAUGGAAUCUUGAACGGAGUUGUACCUGAGUAUGGGCUAAGGAAAUCCAGUAGUACAUUGAAAGUGAAACCGAAUCUAGAAGGUGAAAGAGAAAGUAUUAGUGGUGUUAGGAGGUCUAGAAGUAAUGUGUCGUAUCGUGGUUUAAGGAGGUGUUCUAGUUCGCUUUCUGUUAACUCUUUAGGCUCUGACAACGGCUCUGAGUUGUCAGUGACUUGCCAGAAGCUACAGAAACAGAACGAAAAUCUACAGAAAUGUCUGACGGUCAGUCAGGACAGGGCUAUUAAGAAAAUAACACAACUCAAAGACACCACGACCUCUAUAGUGGACGAGAGAAGGGAGCUAGUGACGUCACUUCAAGAGAAAGAUGACAGAAUAGUGACACUUAGAGAGCAACUCCAGAACAUAUCUGCUAUGGGAGGCUUUUCUGAUACUGAGUCUAUAAUGAGUGAAGCUAGCGAGUACAAUGACGUAGUGACAGAGACACUCAGAAGAAGAAACUCCAAACUUAAAGAUAAGAUCAGGAGACUGGAAGAGGUGCUGUCAAAGUGUAAGAGUACGAUACAGAACGGUAUUGAUGCUACCAACUCUCUUAGCAAGGAGAAGGAGGAGCUGAAAGAGCGGUUAGAAAAGUUAGAGUUUGAAAGAGAUGAGCAGAGAGCAUGUGGUGAGGUGACGUCUAGUAACGAGAUAUUAGUGGAUAUUAGUGAUAAUACUGGAGGUCAUACCCCUACUAAUAUUAAUAGUGAGGAGUUGGGGCACAGAAUCACUGAGUUAACGGUUCAGUUAGACCAGUCCAAGAGAGACCAGGAGCUAAGAUCUCAGGAGAUAUUCCAGCUUGUAACUGAGGUGGAGAGAUACAAACAGGAUAUAAUCCAACUACAGGCCAAGGUAGAUUCCAAGUCUGACAACGUCUCGAGUGUAACAAACGAGGUGUCUGCUGCUAAAAAGAGAGUUCUUGAGUGUGAGAAUACUAUAGCACAACUCAACAGUGAUAUCAGUGUAAAAGAGAACGGUUACCUCUCCCAGUUAGAAGAGUACAAGAAAGAGACCUCAUCACUACAAGACAAGAUCAGUAAACUUAGUGCUGAUAAUGACGGACUGAAGAGGGAGCUGCAUGAUAGAGAUGUUAACAAGGCUAUGGAGCUACAAGACAGUAAGAAGGAGUACGCUGGUCAAGUAACCUUACUAAACAACAAAGUAGCAGCUUUAAAACAGGAACUGGACAGUUCUAACAGGAAACUAAAUGUUCUCAAGGACCGAGAUAGUUCACUAGAGGACCUGCUAGAGGAGAUGUCCGGUAUUAGAGGGGAACUGGAGAGAGUCAGUACCGAGAACUCUGAACUCAGACAACAGAUUAGCAGUAAGGAGGAGGAUUUGAAGCAGCAGAGUGAGCGAGGAGAGAAGGAGAUUGAACAACUUCAGAACAAACAGAGAGAGGAGAAAACGGUACAGAACACGGAAUUAGAAACACAGCUACGAUCACUUCAAGAGAAGUAUGAUUCAGAGAGGAGCGAGAAGGAGGAGUUGAAGGAGAAGGAGGAACAGUUGCAGUCUGAUAUCACCAGGCUGACUGAGCACUGUAAGAGGCUUGCUAGCGAGUUAAAUGUUUUGAACGAGGAACGAGCAAAAGAGAAGACAAACUGGGAGAAUAAGUUAGUAAAGCUAGAAGACAGUAAAAUUAGCGAAAGGGAGGCGCUCGAGGAAACUCACCGAUCUCAACUGACUCCCUUCAAAACUAAGAUCAAGGAAAUGCAAGCACAAAUUACCAAACUUCGUGAUGAUAAAGAAGAACAAGAUACGGAGAUAUCAGACCUAACAAGACACGUGUUUGAGUCCAACAGUGACUGUGCUCAAUUAAACGACGAGGUUUCUAAUCUCCAAAACAAACUGCAGAGUUGUGAGAAGAGUACUUCUCUUCUACAUGAUCAGCUGAAGACUAAGACUACUGAGUGUGUGGAUCUAGCUGAUAGUCUCUCUUCUGCUACUGAUAACCUUAAAGCUUCUCAGCUUACUGUUACUGAACUGCAGAACCAGCUUGAUAAGAUAACGAAAGAUAAGACGGUUACUGAUAAGAAGUUAGAAGAACUGGAAGUGCUUAGUAAGGAUCUGGACAAGUUAGUUGUGGAGCUGAGGAGAAAACUGAAGAACUCAGAUGAAGAACAUAAAAUGAAGAGUUCGCAGCUACAGGAAGCAAUAAACAGUGUGAUGACGGAUAGAGACAACAUAGUCAGGCAACACGCUGUUUUGCAGGAACAGCACUCUGCGUUGGAGAAAAGUCUUGAUUCUAAGGCUAAUGGUACGGAGAUACUGUCCGAACAAAACAGACUUCUACAAGAGAGAUUAAACGAGCUACAGAACGAUGUGAACUCACUGCAACAGAAGUUAGCAUCUGCUGAAUCUCAGAACAAGCGUCUGUCUCAGGAGGAGGUUAAACUGCGAGAAACACUAAAGGAAGUAGAACAACAGCAUAACAUAGUAACUGAGAAGCUGAACUCAGAGCUAUCAGAGUUAAAACAGGGACUAGACGUGUUGCAGAACGAGAAAUUAGAAAAAGAUAAAAAGUUGUCGGAACUAGCAUCAGAACGUGAUGUCAUUAGAAAAGAAUGCGAGCAAAACAAGAAGACAUUCGAAAGCGAAAAGAAUUCUUUGAGUGAGCUGCUUGAAAAGGUGAGAGGUGAUCUGAAGAAGAGUGAAGAAGAUCUGAAACACAGUAGAGGUGAGGGUGAGGUGAAGGGGGAGCAAGUCAGGAAGCUGGAGGUCAGAUUAAAGGAGCUGGAGGGAGAUAAAAAGGAGUCUAGUGAUCUACUUACCAGAACUAGGGAAUUGAAGACCGAUAUAGAAAUCAAGAACAAAUCGAUCUCGAAACUCGAAGCUGAUAUGAUAAACAAGGCAGCUGAAUUCAACUCAAAGAUAUCUUCCCUACAGAAUGAUCUGGAAUCUUCCCACACCACUUGCGAACUUCUCCGGAAACAGUGCUCCAAAUCUGAAGCUGAGAUGGAAGAAGUAAGGAAGAAAAAAGAAGAAGAAGUGAAGAAUCUGGAGUUGAGAAGAGAAGAGGACUUGAAGAUGUUCGCUGCUCAACACCAGGACGAAGUAAAGAAGCAGGAAGAACUGGAGGCUGUGUCACUAAAGCUGAAAGAAGAAAUAUCAGAAUUGGACAGGAAACUGCAGUCCGAGACAGCUAAUCAUCAAAAGGCUAAGGAAGGUUUGGGUAGAGCAAGCCAGGCUAUUGGGAAACUGAGAGGCUAUGUCAAGGAGCAGGACAAUAAGAUAGGGAAUCUCACAAAACUGAAAGAUGAACUUGAAACUAAGCACAAAGGCACAGUAGAUUCACACAACAGCUCCCUCUCUGAAGUACAAGAGUCUUACAUGUUAAAACUGGAACAGAGCGCAGAAACUGAAAACCGUCUGAAACUGGAGCUGAAGUCAGUGGGAGUGGAGCGGGCUGAGUUAAAACAGGAGAAGGAAGAGUUAGAUAACCGGGCGGAGAAGUUGAGGCAGGAGCUGGGACAGUUGAAGGAGAUCUUGAAGGAGAAGAUUGAGGAGAACAGCAGACUUUCAGAGGAGGUGGAAUCGAAUAAGAAGGAGAGUGAAGGUAACAGGAGCACGAGCGAAGAGAAAGAGUCAAGGUUAGGUCAGCUGAGUAACGAGGUGAAACAGCUUCAGAACCAAGUUGAGCACUUCAGGGGCACGGAGAAUGAUAUUAAGAGUGUAUUGGAACAGCACAGGAGUGUAAAAGGAGAAGUAGUGGAUAACGACAAUAAGAUAGUUGAGGUUAACCUCGCCCACCAAAUAAAGGACAUUUUAUUGGAUCUCAACAAACAGUUAUCUCAAGAACAAGACGAACAUAAGAAUACUGCCGAACAACGGAACCAGUUCAAGAUGAAACUGGUGGAAUUAAAAAAGAAAGCGGAAGCAAAAAUCAUUGAAAUCACAGAAGCAAAAAAGCAACUUGAGCAGCAGGUAACUCAACUGAAGGAGGAAAUUUCUGGCAAGGAAUGUAAUUCGUCCGAGUUAGCCUCGAAAAUAUCAGACUCAGAUAAGGAACGUUCAGACCUACUUCACAAAUUAGAACUCGGUGAAAAAUCGAGUAACGAACUGAGAGAGAAAUUGGCAGAACUUGAGAAGAGUCACUCUGAAAACUCUGCAAAGUUAUCGGACUUUGAAUCUUUGUUGAACGAGAAAGAGUUAGAGAAAAAGGCGCUUUCACAAAAUUUAGAGCAGUGUCUUCAGAGUAUUCAACAGAAAGAAGUUGAGAUUACAAAUCUUACUUCUCAACUAGAAGAGAUGGAAGUUAAAUUUUCUCAUGAGAUGGAACAGAAGACAGUACUUCAGGAACAAAUGAACAGCCAAUUACACAAUCUCUCUGCUACCAGCUCUGCCGAAAGAGAAAACCUUCAAAAAGAAACUGAAACUCUUCAAAGUGAAAGAGAAAACUUCGUGUCUGCCAAUUCUGAGCUUAAAACAAAAUUAGACGCGUUACAAAAAGAAAAGUGUAACCAACAAGAUGAAUUAGUAAAACUACAAACUGAAUGUUCAAAUUUGCGGGAGGCUGUCACGCACUUCAAGACUCAAUCAGGCUCUUGGCAAAAAGAAAAAGAAACUAUAUCAAGAGAAAGUGAAACUCUUCAUAAGAAAAAUGUUGAUCUAGAACAAGAAAUCAAUUCAUUGAAAGAGGAGUUGAACACAGCGAGAUCGUAUCUAGAGAAACAAGAGGGUUUACAAUCGUCUUCUUUGGAAAAUGAAGAGAAAUUAAGAUCUGAUCUGGAGUCAGCUUAUAGGGAUCUGAAGGAGAAAAACAACUCUAUUUCUCAUCUUGAAAAACAGGUCUCCUCCCUAAAAUCCGACCUCUCUGACCACACGUCAAAUCAAGAACAUCUAACUAAACUAUGUAAUGAGCUGAAGAAUAGGACCAAGCAGCUGGAGACGGUGUUGUCGUCCCGGGAGGACGAGUUUGGUGCUCUACAGCAGGAAAACUCUAGGUUAUCGUCCCAUUCUAACAACCUGGACGUUUGUUUCUCGUCCUUGAAGGAGGAGAAGAACAAGAUUGUAGAGUCUUUGUCUCAAAUGAUGUCAGAGAGAGACUCACUGGAAAGGGCACACAAAGUUCAACUCCUUGAGAUGAAAACCAAGCUAGAGAAGGAGCACUCACAAAAUGUGGAACAAAUCAACAUUGCUCUUCAGGAAAAAAUGCAGAAAGUAACACAAGAAGAGGGCCAGAUAGUAAAACUACAAACUCAGGUUAAGAAAUUGGAAUCCUUGCUAGCUGGCGCGAAAGAGGAGGCCGAUAAGGCUCAGGGAAAGUGUAGCGUCCAGGUUUCGGAGUACAGCAGUAAGUUACUAUUAUCCGAGAAGAAGUCUCACUCCUUACGAGAACAGCUGUGUGACCUUCAGGAAUCUCUUGAAUCACGUGAUCAGGAGAUCUCCAAGCUGAAGAAAGAUAAUUUAUCUGAGCUGAAUAAUAUCCGGAGAGAUACCAUUCCCAGAACUGAGCAUGACGAGAUUGUCUUCAACCUAGACAUGGCCUACAACAUGAACUUGCAGGAAACUACAGAUAAGUUGGAGAACAGAAUACAGGAACUAGAAACCCACCUUGGGGGAGAUCACGUUCCCGGAAACAGGUCUAACCCUGAGGAGACAGCCGAUCUGAAGAAACAUCUAGAAAACUUGAUUCGGAGACAUAAGAUAGAGAUUGAGACGAUCAAGAACGAGGCUAUAUUUAACGCUAACCAGGAAUAUGAGAUGAGGCUAAAACAGUGGCAGGAGUCAAACGAACAGAGACAUCUUGAAGAUGUAAACAGAGUAAUGGAAGAGAGCUCCCGAGAAAGACAGCGACUUCUCAAAGAAGUUGAGAUUCUGAAAGACAGAAAAACAGACAGACCUACAGACCGACCACUCCCCGGUUACAAUAUCUCAGCAGGGAGAAUAUCCAUAUCAAGUGACUAUAGCGAGGGGUAUAUGUUGGAGAGUGAGUAUGAUUACUUGAAGGAUGUCAUGUAUAAAUAUCUGAAGGGUGAGCACACUGACCAACUUCUGAAAGUUAUUCUGGCCGUUUUAAAGUUCUCUGAGAAGGAAAAGUCUGAGAUUCUCCGCGGAGGAAGCACGUGAGGAUUAGGUUCUGAAGUUAAAUAUUCUGCGGAGUUCAGCGGAGUGAAUUAGUAUUUGUGACAUAAAUUCUGGUUAAAGAAGUAGCUUUAUUAAAUACCAUUGUUGGUUGACUUCAAAUUAUCGUUACUCAAUGAUAGCAAAGUCAGUAGAUCUGGUUUCAAGUCCGUGGUUUCCUGAAGAAGAAUCAGAAACUUGACUCUUGGGUUUCUGGCUGUUCUAAUUAAUGUUGAUAAAUUAUAAAUUAUUGUUGCAGGCAACAAUAACGCAAGUUAAUGUUAAAGCAUGUACAUUUGUCGUUGAUGAACGUCAGUCAUUUUUUAAUUUAUUUAAAGUUUUAACCAUCGUACAGUUGUGGGAAAUUUAUUUAUAAAUAGCCUACAGUUACACAAAUAAAAUUUAAUCGAUUGGUCAUGAUUUGGACAUUGAAUUACAGUAGUUUACCUUACUGCAGCAUUUUACGGCAUGCAUUUUUCUCUCAAAAGUGGUAACAUUUUGUGUUAUCAUAUUGGCACCAAAUUUUAUCACUUUUAAAAGGAAAUUUCAAGCCGCAAAGUGCAUAGUAAGGCAAUAACCUGCAGGACUAAGCUUUAAUCACUUCAUUGUUAAUAAUUAUUUGAGGUUACGGAUUGUUAGAUUGCAUGCUACAUGCGUAGUUAUUACGUUUGAGUUUGAUUUUAUUUCAAAGUUGUGCUUAAAUAUCCGUGUAAAUAUGAUUAAUGCUAUAGUGUGUUCAUAUAUUGAUAAAUAGUUUAAGAUUAUGAUUUUGCCUGAUUUAUGUGAAAAUAUAACGCAUUAGUUUUUCUGGAAUAAUUUGCAAUUUUGUUUUGAAAGAAGAUAA